Molecule: messenger RNA, 321 nt
Organism: Leguminivora glycinivorella
Lineage: Eukaryota; Metazoa; Arthropoda; Insecta; Lepidoptera; Tortricidae
Exons: 1
Coding region: 1-321 (106 amino acids)
Source: RefSeq, a predicted model, not a curated record
AUGCUGCGCUGGGCCGGCGGUGUCACUUUACAAGACCGCAUCCGCAACACUUACGUACGUGGUAGUUUUAAAGUAAGGCCGUUGCCCGAAAAGAUAACCGAAAGCCGACUACGAUGGUUCGGGCACGUCAUGCGCCGAAAACCCGAGCACAUGACACGCAAGGUGCUGGAUAUGUUCCCUACAACAUCACGACGAGGAAGACCCCGACUGACAUGGCUGGCUACGGUGAAGAGGGAUAUGGUAGAAUACCAGAUCCCACCUGAGACGACCCAGGACCGCGAAGCCUGGCGAAACAUAACUAGGAGAGCCGACCCCAAAUAA